Caenorhabditis bovis is the source of this 768-nucleotide messenger RNA. The record is from the annotation of a GenBank genome assembly. Lineage: Eukaryota; Metazoa; Nematoda; Chromadorea; Rhabditida; Rhabditidae.
AUGAAAUUUCUCCUUCUUGCCGCUCUUUUGUUGGUGUCCGUCAACGCAAAAGAAGAUAAAAGUGUCAAAGAUUUGGCAAACGGUUUUCCUAGUGCUAUUGAAUGGGUCGAGUACGACAAAGCUGUUGGUAUUGCGAAAGACCUGAAUAAACCAAUCUUCUUCCUCAUUCACAAAACAUGGUGCGGCGCUUGCAAAUCCUUGAAAAGAGAACUUCAAGGAUCACCAAAGACCGAUGAGCUGAUUCUCCUCUCAAGAAAAUUUGUUAUGGUUAAUGUGGAAGAUGACGAUGAGCCGGAGGAUCCCAAGUUCGCCCCGGAUGGUGGAUACAUUCCAAGAAUUUUGUUCCUAGAUACUGAUGGAAACCCAUUGAAGACUAACAACCAACAAAAAUACAAAAAUAACAAAUACUUCUAUCCAUUAACUGCCCAAAUCAUUGAUGGAAUGGAAAGAGCUCUUCUUGAGUUUGGAGCUGAUGACACUGAAACCACAAAGAAGGGAGAUGACAAGAAGGUUGAGAAGAAGAAGGAGGAAAAUAAGAAAGCUGAGAAGAAGGAGGAAACUAAGAAGGCAGAGAAGAAGGAUGAAAAGAAGAAGAGCGAGAAGAAGAAAGACGACAAGAAGAAGGACGAGAAAAAGAAGGACGAGAAGAAGAAGGAUAACAAGAAAAACGAAGAUAAGAAGAAGGACGACAAGAAAAAGAAGGAUGACAAAAAGAAGAAGGACGAUAAGAAGGUUGAGAAAAAACAGAAGAAGAACGUCGAGUUGUAA